Aedes albopictus (Asian tiger mosquito) is the source of this 31984-nucleotide messenger RNA. RefSeq lists its product as uncharacterized. Lineage: Eukaryota; Metazoa; Arthropoda; Insecta; Diptera; Culicidae. The transcript has 2 exons. The record is from RefSeq and is a predicted model, not a curated record. Bases 18758 to 19840 code for a protein of 360 amino acids.
GUUUUACCGGGUUUUCGUCUUUUUUGGGGAUUUUCGGCUUGGCAAAACUAGUGUCGCCCCCUCCUGAUAGACACGUAUGUUAUUAUCAAGAGCUCUGUCCACAGACAAACAGACGUAACGCUCAGAUAAUUCCCAUCGCACACCGAUUUAACGGUCUGUUCAAAAAUUUGAUCGUGAACCAAUUGCCCACUCGUCCCCGUGGCGCUCACAUUGUUUUGUUCGAGUUUAAGGUGAAGGUUGCUCGAGAUCAUAAUAAUAAGCUUGGCUCCCGCUCUAAUAACCCUCUCAACCACCCACUCAAAACAAGCAAAUCAUACGAAGCACAGUGUAGUGUGACUUGGUCAAAUAAACUAACAAAAACAAAAUGAGCUGUAUUAAAAUAGCAGUUGUACCUUUGAAUUUUGGCACACAUAUGAUUUUUUGCAUGUGCCCACCAACACAAUUUCUUCUUAUAAAAUAUUUUUUAAUUUAUUUAAAUCCCUACUUUGCCCAAUAUUUUCACCAAUUAUCCCAUUAUGCACCACUUUAUAGAGCUUGCUGACGUUUAUUCACCUCUCUCUUUCAAGCAUGCAGGCGGGAUAGGAUUUGUUUUCAUCGGGAAACCUUUCCUGAUGACAACAAAUCCUAUUCCGCCUGCAUGUUUGAAAGAGAAAGGUGAAUAAACGUCAGCAAGCUCUAUUAACGUUUUUGUUGACAACUCUCUCCUCUCUUCUCUCGUACUUUUUCUCUCUGACCGUAGAAAACUACCGUGUUAUGGGGUGACAUUAAUUGAUGUAAUUUCAACUCAUAAACAGCGAACGAUUGUUCUGUUAUCUAUUGAAAUCACAUUAGCAGCAUGAUAUUUAAAAUAGUUAAAAAGAUUAACAAAAUAACAGCCUUGUUUCGUGAUAAGCAUGAACUGCGGUUUAAUCAAUUUCACCGUACGUUGAACAAUACCACUCAGUUUAACGGUACGCUUUUCCGUUUUAGCGAACCGCGAUGUAAAUUGAUUCGGGUUUUCGACCACAAAAGUGAAAAACGCGUAAGUUUUUCGCGAUAAACGGUAGGUUAGGCGAAAGUGAAGACAAUUUUACGUAAUCGAUCAACUUAUUACAGUGCUGUGUUGUGUAGAAGACUGUUAAAAAGUGAUUUGAAAAAAGGGUGAGGCGCUUGUCGAAGAAAAAAAGUGCAGUUUGUGCUACAUUUUGACACGAAAAUGUGAAAAUAUUGUGAAAAUUGCAAAGCAGUACUUCCUGACGGAUGAAAAAUAUAGUUGUCUACCACAAGUAGCAACCUGAGUGCAAUUUGAGAAGGUAAGCAAGUAUAAUUUUGAGAAAUUGUUGAGGAGGGGAGGGAGGUAUAAGGGAGAGAGUGGCGGCCAUACUCGCUGCCAUUUUGUAACCCCUGCAACUAUGUCCUCUCUGACACCCCCAGAAAUACCUAUGAAAAACUACUGGAACUUCUUGAGCGCUCAACGCAGCUUACACCGAUCAGAUGGUCAUUAGUGACGAAGUAUGCGUUAAUCAGGUUUCUAUUGUUAUACAUACUGUUAUUCUUAGACACGUGACGAGAGUGCAGGCGAUUGAAAUCCUAGCCCAAAGCAGAAAUUUGGAGCAAAUUUUGAAUAGGAACCAAGAGAUCUUGUGUCUUGUAACGAAAACACUAAGCAGCCCGCAGCGAAACAGCGGCCCGCCCAAACAAACAAACACCGUUAUCCGUUAUCCCAAAGUUUGGUGUUCCAGUUUGUCUUCUUAUUCCACAGAAUCGUAACUUGUCUUGUGGGUUAGUUGGUUAAAGCGCCGGACUAGCAAUACGAUGUCAUGGGUUCGAAUUUCACCAAAUAAGUGGUAAAGGAGUUCCGCAGAUUUAUGUCUAAAAUGUCAAUGUGCGUUUACAUUGUGUCAUGUUUUAUGUUUCCCGAGACCCCAAGAAACGUCCAUGGAAAUCCCCACAAAUUGCUUGAGUCUCCUUGAAACGCCACCCAGACCUCCUGAAAAACCUAUGAAACUCUCUGUAAUGUCCUUUCAAACUCCAGCAACUCCCUGAAACAUCAGGAAAUGCCCUUGGAACCCCCUGAAAUGCCUCUAAAAUUCCAGAAACGCUUCAUGAACACACUGCACAGUGGCUGAUUUCGUCAUUUUAGCGCGCUUAAUUAAUAACUUUUUUACUAUGAAGUUUAGCGUCAUGGUGUCUUCGGGAAAGUGUUUCACUAUAAUAAGGAGCUUCUUUUGAGCUUCUGUGAAAAAUGAUCAAUCCCCCUAAAAGUGAGAUAGAAAAUUUAUAUUUUGAAUUUUUCAAGAUACGAGGUUGGUGUCUUCACAAAAGUUGUAGAAAAUGUUGUUUGGAGCAACUUUGCCGAAGGCACCAAGAUUGUAACUCCGUUACUUUUCAAGAUACGUUACGUUUUCUUUCAUCAGCCCCUAGAAAAAGGUUUUUGCGCAAUAACUUUCUAAAAAUUGAUUCUACAAUUUUCUCAUGUUCUACAAAGUUAUAGAUAAUGGAAAAACACACAACUUUGCCGAACAUGACAUCCCGCUGAUUCCAAAAUUAAAGUAGUUAUAACGGUUUUUAUAGUUUUUUGGGCCAUAUUUCAAGCAUAUAUAACUUAGCUAUAGGCAAUUAUAUGCAAAUUUCCUUUUACGCAUGCGAAAGUACAUGUAAUUGCCUCUCUUAAAAAGCCAAAAUCAUCAAACUGUAAGAAAAUGUAAGAUGGUUUUUGUAUAGAAACUUACAUCCAUUUAUGUUACUCUUAUAUGGGAUUUAUAUAUAUUUUCAACAUAUUUAUUUGACAUUUCAUGUCAGCUUGCAUUUUUAUUGUUAUUGCAAGUGUGUGUUAACAUAAAGAAAGGUUUUUGGUGAAUUUUGAAUCAUUCGUGAAGUACGUUACAUAAAAACUUACCAUCUAAUUCUUUUGUCUUACUAACUCAAGUGCUCCACGUAGUCCACGAUAAGAUCGAAUGAAGCGCCAUUUCUUAAAAAAUUCCAAACAUGCGCGUGACAUAUUCUGUCAACGCUCUCACUAGUACAUAUCUAUGUCUACAUUGGUUAUAGUAAAUAAUAAAUCUUAUUGCACUUCAAAGAAAGCUGCUGUUAAAUCGUGAUCCGACGAAAGAAGUUUCACUUUAUGUGUUUUUUUCGUGGACUACGUGGAGCAUUGUGAGUUAGUAAGAAAAUAGAAGUAGUUGGUGAGUUUUUAUGUAACGUACUUCAUGAAUGAUCCAAAAUACACAACAAACCUUUCUUUAUUUUAACACACACUUACAAUAACAAUUAAAAUGCAAGCUGACAUAAAAUGUCAAAUAAAUAUGUUGAAAAUAUAUAUAAAUCACAUAUAAGAGUAACAUAAAUGGAUGUAAGUUUCUAUACAAAAACCAUCUUACAGUUUCUUACAGUUUGAUGAUUUUGGCUUUCUAAGAGAGGCAAUUACAUGUACUUUCACAUGCGUAAAAGGAAAUUUGCAUAUAAUUGCCUAUAGCUAAGUUAUAUAUGCUUGAAAUAUGGCCCAAAAAACUAUAAAAACCGUUAUAACUAUUUUAAUUUUGGAAUCAGCGGGAUGUCAUGUUCGGCAAAGUUGUGUGUUUUUCCAUUAUCUAUAACUUUGUAGAACAUGAGAAAAUUGUAGAAUCAAUUUUUAGAAAGUUAUUGCGCAAAAACCUUUUUCUAGGGGCUGAUGAAAGAAAACGUAACGUAUCUUGAAAAGUAACGGAGUUACAAUCUUGGUGCCUUCGGCAAAGUUGCUCCAAACAACAUUUUCUACAACUUUUGUGAAGACACCAACCUCGUAUCUUGAAAAAUUCAAAAUAUAAAUUUUCUAUCUCACUUUUAGGGGGAUUGAUCAUUUUUCACAGAAGCUCAAAAGAAGCUCCUUAUUAUAGUGAAAAACUUUCCCGAAGACACCAUGACGCUAAACUUCAUAGUAAAAAAGUUAUUAAUUAAGCGCGCUAAAAUGACGAAAUCAGCCACUGUGCACUGUCAACUGAAAUAGCUGCCAUAGUGGUCGAAAGAGCUGCAAAUAAGAUGAAGUGGUUAAGAAUAUAAAGUUAGGAGUUAUAUAAGCCCUAUUUUUCUUAGAACUUUUGAAAAAAUGCACUUUUGAAGCAUUUUUUGCCUUUAUUGUAUGCAUUUAACAAAGUGUACUGGUAUAAGGUAGGUUUCUGACACAUUGUCUUUUAGGUUAUAGUAUUUCUCUCGUUUUAAAAUUUGGGUGACUCAAUUUCUAAUAACACUGUCCUUAUUUUUAAUCAACAUUUUUAAAAUGCUGCAAAUUUAGUUAAAGUUUUCGAAUUCAAUUUUUGGCAAAAGUUAACAGCAAAAAGUUGUUGCGACCAUAACAAAUUGCAAAUACUCCAGAGAAAAUCAUGAUUCUUUAUAGAGCGCUUUUUGAUUUUCUAUGGAGCGUUUUUAGUUGUUUAUGGGUGCAAUAAAUAGGCUGCCAAAGUUAACCCUUACCCUUUUAUGAUUAUUUAUUGUUUCUGAACCUUUUUUUCUGAAAUUUUGACGUGCAUAACAGAUUAAAAUCGGAACGGCACAUGUCCUGAUAAUUAUUCCGGAAUGCCAUUUUUAGUAUUUUUGUGUAUAUUAGUCAAACUUCAGGUCAAGUGAUACCCCGAGGAAAAUUGAUCAAUUUUUCAUGAGCUCAGUUAUCUGGCUUGCAACGUAUCAAACUUCUUGAACUUUUUAAACAAUAAACGACAUUUUUUAUAUUUUUUAGGUUAUAUAGGUCACAUGUCUUGGGACUUAAAGACACGGACACGUUUAAUGCUUCCAGUGAGCUAUUUGCUCUUUGAAGGAAGCACGACACUAGACAACGGACUCUCUGGAAUUCUUCCAGAUAUUCCUAGAAUUCUGCAGAAGUUUCGCCGUGGUUACUUACACGAAUUAUUUCUGUAAGUUCUUCAACGAAGGAUCUUUUUGAGAUUACUCCAUGACUUUUUUCUGUUAUUUUUUCUGAAGUUUUUGUUUUUUUAUCAUAAAAUCAUUCUGGGAUCUCUCCAAAACGUCAAUUUUAAAUAAAUAAAUAAAUAAAUAUCAGAUAGAAUAUACCUUUAGAAUUUCGGAAGAAAGUACAGAAAAAAAACCCAAAAGAAUUUCUUGAGUGACCUUAAAAAACUUAAUGAGGAGUUUCAUAUGAAGUAUUCUGAAAAAAGGAUCUUUCAGAGGGGCCUCCUGUAGAAAUCCCAGAAAAAAAUCUAAUAAAAUUCCCCAAAACGAACUGUAGAAGAAGUUUGAAAAGUAAACGCAGGGUUUAUCUCAGGGAGAAGUCCUUGAACAAUGUUGGAAGGACUUGUCUAAGGAAUCUACAGAAAAGAUAUUUCUGUAGAACUUUCUGAAACUAUCCUAGAAGGAACUGUAAGAGGAAUAUCAGUUGAAUUCCUGGAAAACUUCUUAUUGGAGGGAUUGCAAUAAAAAUAUUCUUGAGAACUCACGGACGAAUCUCUAGGAGUAAUACUAUAAUGUAAACUUAUCAAUACAUUUCAGAAGAAUUUUCCUAAUAUAUCCUAAAGAAUCACACAUCCUAAGGAAUUCCAACAAAAAAUGCAGAAUGAACACCAGCCUGCCAUGCGGGAGACCGGUGUUCAAUUCCCCGUUGGGAAGACGAGAUGAUUUUUUAGACGAGCUUGGUGGUCUAGUGCCCAGAUAACCAAUUUGCACGUAUAAUGAAGUUUAUGUUCAUGUUAUACGUACUUUUAUACGGUAAAGUUACAUCGCAUAAUAUGCAGUAAAAGUGCCUUAUGCGUACAAAAGUGGAGGCGCUAUACGUGCAUUGACGGGAAAAUAAUGACGCUAUAUGACUUGAAGCGAUAUCUUAUGCGGUGUACGGUAUGCACUAUUGCGACGUAAUGUGGCACCUUAUGCGACUUAAAAUAUUCAAAAUAAAAAAAUCUUGUCACCUAAGUAUCGAACUAAUAACCUUUGAAUUAUCGAGCCGCACUUCACACUUAGCACCAAACACUACUUAUGAAACACACUGAUUAAAUGUCAUGACAUUCUAACUCACCUCAGUGCUUGUUGGAAUGCACUUGGUUUCCGUGCGCUGUACGUGUUCGGCAGGCUCUUUGGAAAUCAAAAUGAUGUAGCUUGAUUUCCCGCACAGUUAUCACUACUCCUCUCUUACUAGCACCACUUACACAAGUUUACAAAAUACAACGAAAGUCGUGAACUUCUGUCAACGAUCAAAAUUUUUGAAGCAAAAUUUAAUGCUGAUUCCGAAACCAACCUUCAAAAAAUUUAAAGUAGAACAGUUUUUGAGUUUUAGCUCAAUAUCGAGUUUUGUAACUUUUCAAAAUAUGUAAUUUACUAAAAUUCAAAUAUAUUGCGUUUUGUUCAACCAAUUUUAAAUCUGUUUCCAUAAAUUAAAAGCUGAAUACAAUACCAUUCGAUCAUCUGAAUGCAGGUUUUGCGUCAGAUUGAUGAAAUUCAAGAUAUUGGCGAGUUUUAGGGACGAUCUUCUUAAAUUUUUGCAAAAUUCCCAAAUUUUUUUGAAGAAAUGUAUUUUUUCAAUAAGAAAAAACCAACCUAAAAAAUUCUUUCUCGACGUUUAUUUGACAUAGCAUAUGUAGGCGAGUUACAGUAAAAAUUUCAGCUCAAUCGGAGCAUUGAUUACGGAGAAUUAGAUGUUUGAAAUGAGCGACUUUGCUUAAAAAUAGAACAAAAAUCGAUUUCAAAUCAUCAACCUUGUAUGGAAAGUCGAAAAAAUUUCCGCUCUACUGUAAUUUUUUUCCUUCGCGUUUUCGAACUCAGGGCAUGAUUCUACAACAAAAAUGAUCAUCAGCUUACCGAGUUCAAAAAUGCUGUAAACUAGUGUUAUUGUUAAUUAUAAGGUCAACAAAACUAAAAUGAUGACUUUGUAACUUGUUUUGUAACCAUAAUGAUGACUUUUCACUUUCUUUUAACUUUUUGGCACUCCAACAGCACCUCUUUCAUUGUUAUCACAUAUCACAUCGCAAUAUGCCAACGUUAACGAUUCUACACAGAUAUAGGGUAUUGGUUCCCUUAUUAAGCAUGUGGCUCCCAUUUUCAUCCUACGAAAAACAAAGGAAUGAAGCACUGUUUGUUUUGUUUCUUAUUUUUGUAUUUUUUGUUAGAAGUGAGCACGCAUGAAAACAAAAAGAACGGAAUCAAUUGGUGCCGUAAUCACUUGUUUUCGAAUAGGAUGAAAUUGGGAGCGUGAGAUUACUGAUGGAACACAAACCCUAAAUAAUGAGAUUUACACGUCAUGUAAAUUUCAUUUUAGUCAUGUAAACUUAGUGUUAUGAUGGUUUACAUGAUAUAUCAUGUAAAUGUAAACACUCAGAGUCAUGCUGAAUUACAUGACAUAUAAUGGAAGUUUACAUGACAUUUUAUGACUUUUACAUGAUAUGUCAUGUAAACUUCUGUGGUAUCCCACGCUCCAAUUAUGUGCAUCAUAUGUCACAGAAUUUUACACACAGAAAAAAAUAUUCAUGUAAAAUUCAACGAGCAAUCAUGCACAUAAAAGGAAUGCUAGAGUUAGUGCAUAUUUACAUGAGAUAUCAUGUAAAAUUACGUUACAAUCGUGUAAAUUUCCGCUAAUAGUCACGUAACCGGUUGGAGUUCAUAAUGGUUCACGCGAUGAUUGGCGGAAAUUUACACGAUGGUAAUGUAAUUUUACAUUAUAUGUCAUGUAAAAGUGCACUAACUCUAGCAUUCCCUUUAUGUGCAUGAUUUCUCGCUGAAUUUUAAUUACAUAUUUUUCUCUGUGCACUCUUUUUUCGAUCUGGGUAGCUUUUGCGAGUUUGUAUGUACAUUUGAACGAGUUUAUUUUCAUUUUUAUGCGAUUUAGUUUGUACACCAAUGCGAGUUAAAGUGACAUAAUAAGAAAAGCACCAAGCGAAGUCGUAUAAUCAUCGCAGUACGCAAUUAUGCGAAUUCAAUUGACACUUUGCGAGUUCACUCGAACGCUUUUGCGAAUAAGCAAAGUUCGUCGCAACAAAACAUCGGAAUGUCGUCUACUACGAUGUAGUCAUGCAUUAUAAGAGUUAAUUUGCACUCUUAUAUGAUUUUACCAGAUACAUCGCAGUAAGUUCAAAAAAUAACAUCAUAUGCGAUGAAAAUUGUCCCUCAGCCGUACAUAUAUGCGAUAGUGACUUAAAAUAGUACUUUAUACCAUGUACAGCGUGCAUUCUUAUGUGAUUCCUGGUUAUCUGGGUGGCUACUGAUACUGAAUCUGGUCCUGGGUUCAUUUCUUGGCUCGUCCCUUCCCUUCUACUUUGUAUCUUUCUCUAUACUAUCUCUCUCUUCUAUAUAUAAGUUACAAUGAGGCAAGUUGGAACGGUUUUCAGGUAUCAGGAUGUCGGCUCCAGAGGCACGUUCACCUCCAUUUGGGAAAUUUGUGCCAUCGCCACAAUUGGAACGGGUGGGGUAAGAUGAAUCAGCGGAUUAUUGUGAAGUUAUUCAACCAUGAUAAAAACAGUUUGAAUCAUACAAUCAUUUGGUGAAGAAACAGUUUCAAAAAUAUAGGGUAUUGUACCAUCUAGGCGGGUGUACCUAUUUUGGGCACUUGCUGCUAUAACUAAGUCAAUUUAAAGCCGAUUGAUUUGAAUUUUUGUACAGAGUUAGAUACAGUGCGUGCCCAACUCUGUACAAAAAUUCAAAUCAAUCGGUUUUGAACUGACUUAGUUAUAGCGACAAAUGCCCAAAAUAGGUACACCUGCCCAAAUGGUACAAGACCCUAUUGAAUUCUAUUUCAAAACUUCGCGGUUCAUCUUGCACCGGUUUACCUUCAUCUCAAGCAUAUUCGUAUGUUCGUAGCCAUCGCUAGAACCAGAAACGAAUUAAAAAAAACUUUUCCCUUGCGGCUAUCCCGUUGAUUCCUUAUGUGAGUAUAUUUGAUCUUGCAAUACUUGGGUGGCAUCUCAAGCAUCAAGCUUAAGCUUCUUCAUGACUCGGUAAUUCUACUUCGAUACAUUUCGGUUGGCCUGGUUGAUCAGGUAGAUCAAUGAAGAUGAUUUGAAUAGGUACAUUACCGAUCCAAUAGUAGUUUGCAAUUGAGCGGCAUAACUAACCCCUCAAAGUAUCCGACCAUAUAAGUCAAUCACGAUCGUGUGCCAUACGACGGCGACAGAAAGAAUUCGGAAUUACACACGUUUCAUGUGCAGUGCCGCCAGGCCGUGCCGCCGCCACCGUAAUGCAGUAGUGUGAUGAGGGCGCGGACAACGACGGGAAUGGCAAUGUAGAGUGUCGUCGACUUGUCCGAAGUCGCCACAUCUGACGCAUCGUGAUUUGUUUAUAUUUUUUUGAACUAGUGGCGACGAUGAUAUGGAUCCACCACGGCGAUACCAACGUGAGCUGCUUGGAAUGCGCUCGGCGCGGCGCGAGAGCGAGAGAGAAUCGGAAGUAUUGUUUUCUGUCGCCGAACCGGGCGUCUUUGUCGUUUUGCUGCACACAAUAGAUACCUAGUAUAAGUAGAAGCCGGUGGUGUCCCCAAGUGGCGGCGGCGAUCGACCAGACACGCCUGAGAUACCGAACUGACCUUCCGCGUUUGAUGUGUUAAUAGAUUAGUAAUGAUGGAUGCGGUGAAUCGGAGAAACGUUGUUGCCCGGUGUGCGGUUUGCGGUUUUUUUAUGGAUGUCAUCUUCGCUUGCGGAGAACAAUUUGUCGGGUUCUGUAAAAUCAUGCAUCAGUCAACAAUUGGGACCUUGGUUGGAUGCAAAGGGGUCAUAUGGGAUGAUAGGUAUGGAGAUGCAAAUAACACAAGAGACCAGGGUCGGAAGAUGAUGUGUUUGUGCUUACUUGUAUAACAUUGAAAUUUAUUUAAAUUAGGGGUGAAAUGCUACUUUGAUUUUUGGUUCAAACGAUAAAGCAGUAGUGCUUAUGUACUUACACUUUUUCUAUCUUGCUUUUUGCUUUAUUAGGUAAUGAUCUUAUGACUUAUGUUCACGUUCAGUUUUAAACUACUGCAGUACUGUUUCAUAAGAUCGUUUGCGAAGCCUCAAUAGGUUUUGUCAAAUUGAAUAACGUGAAGACUGAAAGCUCGUGACGGGUGAUAUGCAUAGCUGCGUGAUCAGUUAGUGACCGAUCGACGAAAAAGUGUGCAUGAUGAGGAUCAAGGGCUGAUUCUUCCAUCACCCUCGCUCUGGAAGCACUGAUGCUGAGAAGGAUGAGCAACUCAAACAUUUGUACGAUCGCUGGCCAAGCCAAGAUCAUCGUAGGAGACCUAAACGUUCUGGUCGGCCAGGAGGAGAAAUUCAGACCGUUGAUAGGGAUGUUCAGCUCCACAAAGUUGACAAACUAGAACGGCCGAAGACUGAUUUUGCCGCCUCCAAGAAUAUGGCCAGACCACUCCCUGUGGAGAUCACCACAGCAGACGGAAUCCAAGAUCGAUCACGUUCUGACAGUUGAACGACUUCUAUCCGACAUUAUCGAGGUCAGGACCUAUCGUGGCGCUAACAUCGACCCUGACCACUACUCGAUGAUGGUCAAACUGCCCCAAAACAUUUCGCCAUCAACAAUGAGCAGUACCGACAACUACCACGGUAAUUAAUGACACCGAACGAUUAGCUCUCAGUUAACGCAGCAGUUGUGUUUUUGUCCAGCCGUAUUCUAAUGAGCUCGCACACCAUUCGCUACCGCAAGCCUACUCGUAAGCUCUCGUAAGUAGGUGAUGUGGUUUUUUGUAUCAUCUUAUCCUCGUGAUGAUGAUACUGACUGACGAUGAUCAUAGAGGUAUUGUUCAGAUAAUUGAUCCCAUUGUAAUGGGAUAGAUCAACUUCCGAUAUUGUAAAAACUGAAAAAGCAACAUUCGAUAAUCGGCACUUUUAGAGAACUUCACUCGCUUAUUCGAGAGUGUUCGUAUGACUAAGAUGAUGAUUCAUACCUGAUUGACUGGUCGUGCUUCUUUUUACCUUCGAAACCUCAAACCUUCCUUCAGUUGGGUGAUAGCAUCAUCAUAUAGUCACAACUAGAUAUUUCCUUCAUCAUUCCCGUCGCGUUGUAGACCUCUUCCUCUGAUUCUUUCCAUCUCACCCACAGACGCAACAGCGUGCUACUGUUCAGCAGCGGUCAAGAACAAGCUAGGGUUACAGAACGAUCGAGUGCGUAGUCUCAAAUCAUGAACCAGCUUCCAUUGCGCUAAAUGGGUUCUUGCAUUUCUCCGAAUCCAUCUGAUGAUAAUUGCAAUUAAUUUCAAUUAACUUGCUCCCUGGCGAGUCGUGUCGAGUUGCGAUUGAAGAACGCGACCAAGAUGUGUUACUCGAGAUUUUGGUGAACUCUAUUCCGUGUUUCGUUCGGAUUGUUGAUCUGGUGGUCGACGAGAUAAUUGGGUGAUGAAAUUGAAUUAAAGCUGUACGUACACUCGCGUUUCUUUGCCCGCGGUUAGGAGACGGAAGGGAAGUAUCCAAUAAACUUACAUCUACAUGAGGUUGUUAUUGUUUUACGUCCGAAUUACUACGCAGCGAUAAUUGUUGACCGAUGAUGAGCAGCGAGACGAGCAACUGAGGCAAAUAUGCUCCCGCAAAAAAUAAAUGUUGGCACGCCGUUGGCGCUGCGCUGGUUGAGCAGAACAAAGAGGAAAUUUUCUGAAGAGAGUUUCGCAAACACUCUUCGGUGCCAGAAGGAUGAUUUACGAACGUCAAUGGAUUAAGUGCCAUGAGUAUGAAUAUAAAUAUUUGGUUGGAGGAAGAGGCAACUGACGGUGAACCGCUGCUACUCCGGCUGUUUGGCGCGGCGCUCGCAGCGGACUAAUUGAGCUCACCCACAUGAGAGCUGGAGCGGGAUGCUCACUUCUGUUCUUUUUUGUGUGGUCCUGCCCGACGAGUCUGUUUACGCCAAUUUUACAAUUGUUCAAUCAGAAAUGGUAAUUAAUCGGGAAGCCCGCUUUGCGUUGUUUCCUCUGGAUAAUAAUUUGCGGAUGAGGUUGUGAAAUUUGUACUCUCAUUUCUGCAUUAACAAUCGGGAAGGAAUUCGGGACUGAUCAAAUUAUACCAAUUUGUUGGAGGAUCACUUGUUCUAGAAGGUCAUUAAUUAAAGCCACGUGUAGCUUUACUAUAAAUGAUAAGUUAUUUCAUUGGGUACACUCGAGUCUCCUAUUAGACGCUGCCACCCACUUUACGCCCACCGCAAUUUCUCAGCUGUCUUGCAUCCAAUCCAGCUGAUUUUUUAGCACAGUAAGUGCUUACUGUAGACUCAUCACAUAUAAAAAAUGAAUUGAAUUGGUCGAACCUUGGAUUUCAGCUCAGUUUGACAUGCAGAUUCAGAAUAUGGAAUUAUCUCAACACCGUUAAAGAAGCCAAUUAAGAUCGAGCCCUGAGGAAGAUCCAACCCAACGGUCGAAACAUUGGCAAUGAUAUAAAAUUAUGAACACUUUUCCCAUGACUGAAAGCCGAAAAGCUCCAUAGCCAUACUUUUUUUCGAGGAUGUCUUUAAGGUUUUAUGACAUUAUUUAGAAAAAAAAAACCUCAAUGUACUUCAGCAAAUAUAUGAAAAUCAAACACUGCGCAUCUAAAAUUGUGUCUUAUUCUGACGUACCGUCCUGAUAGAGUUGAUUGAAUCUUUUGGCACGUGAGUUGUAGAUGGUUGAAGUGAACAUAGUUGCGAUUCAGGAGGUAUAGAUUUAGAAAAGGUGAAUUCAUACUGCGAAUCCCAGCCAACACAUUCUUCAAGUACAGCAUCUACCAAAACGACGAAAAUAAAAGGUAGAAAAUGGAAUUAGCUUUAUAGUGACUGGGCAGUGGAUGAAACGAGUUAUGAGGUAAGGUAGAAACCGGAACAAAUCUGGGAGGAACGGGAUAAGUGCUUCAAUUACAUCUAUACGCUUUCAAACGAUAAACUCGAUGACAUGAUGGACGCGUUUCACGAAUUUCCCGAUAAACCUUACGGAGAGUGCUUAAAGCAUGACGAGACAUUUUUUUAUGGGUUGCCAACGCUCAAAUUGGAAAAGAGUACUGUUCUUUCCGAUACUUGGUAAGAAGAGUCUUCACUCUGCUACCAAGGAUAAUGGUCUGAGACUAAUGAUUUUCACUGCAGUUAGAGCGGGAUAGCCUUAGCCGGCCAUCAUUAUGGGUCACCUAUUCCAGUGGUAUAAGAGUCCACCAAACAGGGUAACCCCAAUUCGAGAUGUAAAGCAACCUUUGCUGAUGAAUGAAUGUAGAACAUCAACAAAGACAUCAAGCAGACUUCGUAAGUCAACGAUAGUGACCAAUCCGGACUAUGAUAAACUCUUGGCAACGGUGGCAGCAGCAGAUCCUGUGAUGCUGUAGGUGUCGGAAACUACCCAGACUAAGGCCUUUGCAUUCGUGCGUAGCCUGAAAGAUCCCAGGCGGAAUUCGUAAGGUCAUGAGGUUGUAAACCCCGAGAUUGAAUGGCAACAACGCAGGCAAGUUGGACCCAAUCAGGUUGGAAAAGAUGAGCCUGAAAAAGGCCGGCCCGUCCUGGGUCGAAUUAAAUAGAUCCUCAGUUACCAUAGGUUAAGGUGAUACCGGUGGAGGAUGUACUCUGGAUCCCAGUGGAUAGGCAGAAGAAGAUGAAGAAAAGGAAUAUGAACAGAAGCGCAGGGACACCUAGCUAAGGAAAGGUGAAGGCCAGUCUGUCCAUGUUCGCAUAGUUGACAUAACCACCAUUGGCAAAGUCAGCAUAUACAAGAAAAUCAGUGGCGUAGCCAAACAUUUGCUCUGGAAGGGGUUUUCGAUGAUCAAUAAUUAUUUUUUUUUACUUAACACUCACAUUUCGUAAACAACAAUGAACAAUCCUUGAUGAGAGUGCCAAGACCAAAAACCUUGACGAGAUCACGGACGCGGAAAAGCGGCAGUAGUGCGAGGUGUAGGUGGUCAUCACACUGCCGUUCUUCUGCAAAGUGACGUAAGCGACAUUGACAAUUUUGGUACAUUUUUGGUGAGUAUUCAUGAAACACUUGACCGUUCGCUAUGUUUUCUUCCAUAGAUGCUAGAUUACCACUAUAUCUUGCAUCCUUAUAUUGCAGACAUACCACAGUGUUAUUUAUCAUUUCACCAGAUGUGAACCAAGAAAGGUCGAAAUAUGAAAUGGCGCUUACGUCACUUUGCAGAAAAACGGCAGCACAGCAAUUCGGCUUCAGAAUGGACUGGCAGUAACGCAUGCGGCCUUGGUUCAGCUACAUGUGGUGGACCCUAAUAACUCCGUUGAAGUACGCAAGCUUAAGGAAGGAUAGCUAGUCGAUAUGUCUCCUGGGCAUACACGAACCACCGGAGGUUUGCUUCAAGUACCUUGAUCUAGGACUCUAAUCGAGGGACUGUAAAAGCCCCUACAGGAGCAAUCUUUGUAAGCAUUGUUGAGAUGUAGGUCAUAGGGCGCCCGGCUAUAAAACCCUCCCAAGUGCUUGAUUUGUUCCGGGAAAUCCAUGAAUAACAAGUACCCGACGGGAGGCCCAGGUGCCUGGUAUACAAGUCUUCGAGCUAUCAAGCAAUAGUGCAGCAAACGCAGCUGAACCUGAACCAUGUGACGCUGCCCAGUCACUGCUAUGUCAGGCAGCUUCUGAGUGGGGGAUUGAUAUAGCCAUCAUAUUGGAUCCAUACCGAGUACCCAUUGGUAAUGGCAACUGCGUCACGGAUGGAUUCAAAAUAAAGGCGAUAUGGACAACGAGUAAAUGCCCAAUACAAGAACGUUACGAGGGCAACGGGGUGCUCUGAUAUGAGCAUUCACGGUAGUCGAUCAAGCAGUUCAUGCAGAUGCUGCAUUGCAUCACGGCCGUGCUAAUAGGGCGAAGGCCGGUGGUAAAGUGGUUGACUUCUAUGUCUGGAUCGUGGAAUGAUGAAGUCGUUUCACGAACCAGUAUAAUAUCCUGCUAGAGGCACUGGUCCUAAUGUUCAAUGUUUAUUUGGCUUAUUUUAAAGAAGAAAAAAAAACAAAUAGAACAGAUCACAACGGAAUCACAACAUUUUAAUAAUACUAUGGAACCACUUUUUAUGCACAUACCUGGGGGUGCAUGAAUUACUAAAAAAGACAUAAAAAGAGGGAAAAUUGUGCAUAUAUCAAGUUUGGACUUAAUGAACAAAUCUAGUUCGCUUGAGAUGGGGCUAAGGGGGUUUCCAGAAUGUUUCCAGAGAGAGGAUGUUCCAGAGAUUUCUGGGGCGUUUCAGGUGGUUGUUUCAUGAGAAAGGGAUUUGAGGGACGUUUCAAGGUAUUUCAGAGAGUUUCAGGGGUUACAGUAACAUUUUGAGCGCGUUUUCAGAGGUUUUAGGGGCGUUUGGUAGUAUUUCAAGGGCGUUUCAAAGAGAUUACGGAGGUUUCAGAGGCAUUUCAAGGCAAUUCAGGUUAGGGUCCUCAGAAGGGGGUUUCAAAAGCAUCUUUAAAUCAAAUGACAUUUCAGAGGCGCUUCAAAAGAUAUUGUGUGGCGUCUCUGAAAAUCCUCUGAAACUCCCUGAAACGCCUCCAAAAUUCCCCCUAAACCCCGUCGGAUCCCAUGUACAUCCGAUACUCUCUGAAAUCCCCGAAAACGCCUUCGUAACGCCCCUGAAUCCCACCGAAAAUGAUCUGAGACUCACUGAAAUGCCCCCAAAAUCGCCCUACAAUCCCCUCGGACCCCAUGUAACGCACCUGAGACCCUCUGAAACUCCCAAAAUUGCCUCUACAACGCUUCUGAAACCAGUCUAAAAUGCUUUGAGACCUCCUGGAAUGCCUCUGAGACCCCCUCAAGAUUCACUCGGACCCCAUGUAACGCACGUGAGACCCUCGGAAACGGUAAAAGGUUAUUGCGGCCAUAAUAAUUACAAAAUGCACCAUAGGAAAAUCAAAAUGCACCAUAAAUAAUUAAGCAAUGUACCGACAAAAUGCACAGCUUUCUCCAUAAAUAAAUAGAAAUGUUCCAUAAUAAAUUAAAAAUGUAGCGGUAAACCAAAAGAUUUUCUAGUUAAAAAUGAAACAUUGUAUCAAUAAAAAAAUAAAUAAAACACCAUAAACAAAUAAGUUUGCUCCAUAAAAAAUAAUAAAAAUAUCCAUAAAUAAUGAACAUUUGCUCCAUAACUAUACCAUAUUUGCUCCAUAAAAAAUUAAAAUUGCACCAUAAAUAUCAUCAAAUUGCACCAUUAACAAACUAUAAAUUUUACCUCAAAGAAUGCAAAAUCUACAAAAAUUAAUCAAAUUCUGCAUCAUUAGCAGUAUUUCAAUGGCUAGUAGCACUGGAAAUAUGUAAGUAUAUAGUAAUAUGUGGAAUUUAAAAGGCUAUAUUCUGCACCUUCUGCCUAAAUUAAAAAAAAAUCAAAUCUGACUAUAUAUGUCAAUGGUUGCUCCUCCGUGAUUGAUCUGAGCUGGUACCAAUUGCACUGGGAUCCAAAUUAAUAAGGGCUGGGACACUCCACUUAUUCUAAAAGUGCAAUUUAAGCAGCUCAUACAUUCUUGAUCAAUAACGGCGCCGGCCACGUCCUUAUAGUCAGUUAGGAAGGGAAAGGAAUGUUCUAACAUUCUAGUGUGCUGGUUGUUGCUACUAAAGACCGAGAUCACCUCUGCAUCCCCACAACCAGCACGGAUGCGAUCCAUGAAUAGGGGUUAUUUUUAUAGUGUUCGUGAUAGAUUGUGUGGUGAAUAAGGUGAAUAAGGUCAAGCGGCACAGCACGCUUUGGUUGCAUAACUUGUAGGCGUUAUAUAUACUAUGCUGUGAGAAGAAGUUGGAAAUGAGGGAAACGACUUUUUUCCAAUUCGUUUCUGGUUCUAGUGAAGACUAUGAACAUAUGAAUAUACAUUAGUUGUAUAUGUAGAGAAGAGAGAGCGAGAGAAAGUGGAUAGAAAGAUAUAAAGUAGGAUGAAAGGAACGGGCCAGGGAUUGAACCCAUGACCUUCUGCAUACGAAUCAGAAGCGGUAGCCACUAGACCACCAAACCCGUUUUCUGCUCCUCCUGAUAAUCUAAAAAGAAUCUAAUAAAAAGAACGUCAGUUGUUAGUUUAUUUUAUAAUUAUAUAAAACAUGGAUUAAUUUUUUGAUAAUUUUUCCGAUCAAAUUGAAAUCAUUAAUAAAUAUAAUAUCGACACUGAUUCUUCAUUAGGGCCUAACUGACAUUUUCGAUUUCUCUUCAUCGAUCCUCUCUUUGUGUUAUUACGGAAUGUGUAUUAACUUUUCCUAAAAAUUUUUGAUUGAAAUGCGAAGGAGAUGACUACAUCUUGCUAGAGAAACAAAAAGAAUAAUGAUUUUGUUAGUUUUGAUCAAGCUAUUAGCGAAAGAGAGAGUCGAUGAAGAGAAAUCGAUGAAGUCAGUUAGGCCCUUAUGAAAAAUCAUUGUCGAUAUAUUUACAUUACAUAUUAUGUAAACUCCAAGGGCUAACCCUUCUUUCAAAAUGCGGAUUCUUUUAAUACAUGCGGCGUAGCCUGUGGAUGCGUUGUAACUGUGUCGAUUCGGUUAUAGGUAAUCCACAAAUCCAUGAAUUUGCCCGGUAUAAUGCAAACAGAGAUGUUAUCCCGUGAGCGUUAGCGAGUUCGAACAGCAAGCGAUUAUCCGGUAAAUUGCAUUCAUAGUGUUUCCAUCUUUUAAGUCGUUCUAUCAUAGAUGCGUGCUUCGGUACAUGGUUUCUGUUUAUUUUCUUCUUACUUUUCAUAUUAACAUUAUCCCAUCCACAUCCUAAAACUAUAUGUCGUUGGACACUGCAGCAAUGGUACAAUAAGAUUAAAUUCUUUGUGGUGAAAUUUACAAUUUGUUUAUGGUGCAAUUUGAUUAUAUUUAUGGUGCAAUUUCAAUUUUUUAUGGAGCAAAUAUGGUAUAAUUAUGGAGCAAAUGUUCAUUAUUUAUGGAUAUUUUUAUUAUUUUUUAUGGAGCAAACUUAUUUGUUUAUGGUGUUUUAUUCAAUUUUUUAUUGAUACAAUGUUUCAUUUUUAACUAGAAUUUUUUUUGGUUUACCGCUACAUUUUUAAUUUAUUAUGGAACAUUUAUAUUUAUUUAUGGAGAAUGCUGUGCAUUUUAUCGGUACAUUACUUAAUUAUUUAUGGUGCAUUUUUGUUUUUCUAUGGUGCACUUUCGUUAUCUAUGGGUGCAUUAAAUAGGCUGCCCUCGGAAACCCUCGAAAAAGUACCUGUAACGCCUCUUAAAUCCGUGUCGAAAAACUUCUGAAACUCUCUGCAAUGCUCUCGAAGACCCUUUCAGACCCCCAAAAACCCCCCCUGAGAUCUCCUGGCACCCAGCUGAAGCCCCUUGAGGUCCCUGCUGAAAUGCCCCUGUAACCUAUUAUUAUUAUUUGGUUAAAUUGGCUUUUAUCGGUGAAUUGAAACACAAGCCCCUGUAACGUCCCUUUGCUCUCCCUUAUAAACACUCCCUGGCCACCGUUGCAAUAGUUACCGUCAUAAACAAAUUGUCUUGUGCACAAUAUGUGUUCUGAGAGUAACAAUCUCUUUUCAUUCAGGAAAUAAAAAACGGCGCAUAAAUUAAAACUACAGAAAAAAAAACAUGUGCAAAAAGAGGUUUUAGUGUACUUUCAUUUAUCCAUUUGGUUUUCAUACCCUGAAUGAAAUGAUAUUUGUAGCCAGAUUUCAAGUCCUUCGUUGAGCAACUGAAGAAGCGUGCUGUUGAGCAUAUUGGAAAGCAUCAACAUCAACACGAAUCGUCAAGCGAAUUAACCAGAAACUCUUUUCUCAAAGUCGUCGGACCGGGAGACGAUGACCGAGAGAAUCACCUAAAACACGUACAUUUUGCGGUCAUGAUGAAGUGUAACAUAGUUGAAAACUUGGAAAUUACUAACAAACAACACUAAACGUGUAUAUUACGAGAGGUGUCAGCGAAAAAGAAAAAAUACCAUGAGGAAAAUGUGAUUGCUCAGAGGCAAGCAAGUAUAGAGCAGAACGGUAUGCGGAGGUUUUUACGAAGCUGUCAAUGGCGUGCGGAAAAAAAACAGCGCCUUCUCUCGUCAUGUGCAUCGACCGUGAAAUGACAGACUUAACAAUGGUGACUGCCAGAUGGAGAGAGUACUUCGAGGAAUUGUUGAACGGUGGAAAUGGAAGAGCCACAGACAGAAUUCGAAUCGACGACGACGGACAAGCUGUUGAACCUCCAACGCUAGACGAGGUCAAGACAGCCAUUAGAGGACUGAAGAACAAUAAUGCUGCUGGGAAGGACGAACUUCCGGUCCAGUUUCUCAAGUACGAUAGUGAGCAGCUGUAUCAACUCCUACACCGUAUUAUAUUGACUAUAUGGGAAGAGGAAGAACUGCCUGCUAGUUGGUUGGAUGUUCUCAUUUGCCCUCCAUACAAAAAAGGGCAUCGACUGGAGUGCGCGAAUUACAGAGGAACAACACUUCUCAAUUCACCGUACAAAAUUUUGCCCGGAAUUCUGUUUCACAGGCUGAGGUCGAUUGAGGAGUCUUCCGUCGGCCAAUAUCAGGCGGGUUUUCGUGAGGGCCGAUCAACGUUCACCUUGCGGCAGAUUAUCGAUAAGUUUCGGGAGUACAACUUGCAGACCCAUCAUCUGUUUAUUGAAUUCAAGGCAGCGUACGGUUCAGUGAAGAGAAACGAAUUAUGGCAGAUUACGAUCGAACAUGGUUUUCCGGUGAAGCUGAUAAGACUGGUUCGUGUGACGCUUGGCAGUUCGAAAUCAGGUGUGUGGGUUGCGGACGAAAUUUCGUCAUUGUUCGUAGCCUUAGACGGGCUGAAGCAGGGCGAUGUCCUUUCGAACUUACUGCUCAAUAUCACACUGGAAAGAGCGAUAAGGAGAGCUGGUGUGCAAAGGAGCGGACCCAUUGUCACGAAGUCGCAUGUGCUCCUAGGCUUCGCGGAUGAUAUCGACAUCAUCGGGAUCGACCGUCGAGCCGUGGAAGAGGCGUUCAUACCUUUUACAAGGGAGACUGCGAGGAUUGGACUAAUGAUUAGCACAACAGAGACCAAGUACAAGGUUGUUGGUGGUCAACGUCGCGUCGGUCUGGCCGUGGUAUUGGUGAAAAAGUGUGGUGCUAGAUGGUGAAAAGUUUGCUGUUGUGGACGAAUUUGUUUAUUUUGGUACUCUAGUGACGUGCAAAAAUUGAGCCUUUUUUGGUCUGCGAAAUCAGCUGAAGUCCCGUAGGUUGCAAAUGAAGACAAAACUCGCGUUGUACAAAAUUCUGAUUCUUUUGAUCGCUUUAUACGGCCAUGAAUCGUGGACUUGGAGAGAAGCUGAUCGGAGAGCCUUUUGAGUUUUCGAACGUAAAGUGCUGUGAACAAAACUCGGUGGUAAACUGGAGUACUGCAUCUGGCGGUGUCGCAUGAACCACGAAUUGUACCAAGUAUAUACAGAGAUGGAUAUAGUGAAGCGAAUAAAACACGGCAGGCUGCGGUGGGCUGGGCACGUAGCUCGCAUGCCGGAGGAACGACAAGCUAAAACCAUAUUCAGAAGAGAACCAGAAAGGGGCCAUCAGCUUCGUGGUUGACCGCGCACACGGUGGCUUUUUGCAGUUGAGGAGGACCUAAGCGCUCUAAACAUUCAGGGUGACUGGAAGCGGCCCAGUACCGAGACCAGUGGAGGCGAAUGCUUCAUUCGGCGUAGACUCACCGCUACGAGUUGUAGCCCAUCAGGUAUCAAGUAUCAAGUAAGUCAGUGAAAAAGAUCAAUGGAGUGCUAUAAAAAAUUCCUUCAUUGCCAUUGACGAGAAACGUGGAUACCGCAUUUCAAUGACGAAAACGAGAGGUGCCAAAGCAGCCGCACAGACAAACAGAUUUGAUGUGUGUUGACCGAUUCUCUCCAGAAAAUGGCCUGAAAAACAUUCAGCAACAUGCUUACUAUUUUUGGUUAUUAUAUCAAAAACAUAUUUUCAAUUGCCGUACGUUCUUAUAAAAAAGAUUCUCGGUUUUACUAGAAGCUAAUUGUAGAUUUUAUACAUCCUAAAGAAAACCCAGUGAUUUUUCUAUUUUGUGUUCUAUUUUGGACGAUUCAGUGCUUGACAUUUAUUGGCUGCAUAAGUUUUUUUUUUGCUAAAUUUGGCAUUAGCCAACGUAACUCUUAAAAUAAUCCUUUCAAUUCCACUUUCGCAGUUAUCAUUAGCACAAUUUUAAAUUCAGCUUAAAUCCCAAUGCAAACAAGGAAACACACAUACAUAUGCCAUCCCACACACGACGGAAGAGAAACGAAUGGCAACAAAACAUGCUCACCAAUGUUUCCAUUUCAUACACGGAGGAAACAUUUCAUUCGAGGCAUUUAGCACAUAUGGGUAUAAUGUUUGCCUUCCCAGAACACUUCAUUAAGUAUAGCCGAGAGACGCGAAUAGAAAUUUUCCGGAAUUGAAACUGAAACACACCCCCAACAACCCCAUCAAAAGCAAACACAACCACCACUCGACAAGAACAACUGACAUCGCCGCGCCGCCACCGGCUGCCGUGACACAGUGUGUGGAACCUAAGUAUCACUGGGCGGCAGCUGUUGGAAAGUGCCUGGCAUUUGCUAGUUCCUCUGGAAAGAGGAGGAUAGAGCGAAAAAAAAGCAUGCCGCCGGAAGAGCAAUUGCAAUGGCACGGGUAAUUGUGACAUUUAGCUAUACUCUAAAAAUACUCCUUGAGGGGGAACGCGACUCGCGCUUGCAAGCCUAAUGAUACACCCUAGCUGGAGUCUGAGAUUAGCUCAACACCAUAGCUAGCUACCUAGCUACUCGAUGCAAACAGGUGCUUCUGUGUUUGCGUUUUUAGCCGUAGGUAUGUUGGGCAUGAUACUUUCCAGGAGCUUGCAUCCGAUUGAUAUUUAAAGGCUAAUUAUAACGGCCGAGCAUUUAUCGCGACUCUUUGGAAUUUAUUACUACCAGACGAAUCCUAAACCAAGGUUCCACGCACCCGCGGUAUUCAACCUUCACGGCGAACUUCAUCCAACGAAUCAAGGGAGGACGAUUAAUGCCUCCACUGGUGCCUCAAUGUAGUGCGCACAGUUUCUUUACGUCCGGCACUUGAGUGUUUUGAAUAUCGAUUUCUUCCAAACUAAGACUUAUUUGGAGCAAAGAGUGAUAACCUUUCGUGUUUGGAAGUUUCUUUCCGGGGCAAGAAAUGCCUAGGUCAUCGCACUUUGGUAAGAAAAGCUGUUAUUACCAUUGCUACAAAAAUUGGUUGAUUGUGACCGGUAUGAGCGUAGGACAUCACGAAGUCAUUUGUUGUUUGACUUAUUUUCAUUAAGCGAGGCAAUUAAUAAUUUUAAUUUAACCCUCUCUCAAAAGCAAACAAGUUAAACAUAGUAAUAUUCACUCAUUCUCAGAAAAGCUAAGUUUUGUGGCAAUUUAACUGGUCGCGCGCUGUUGUAAAAAAUACAACACUACCAAAAACCUCACUCGUCAUAUAUAGCGCGAGCGUGGAGCAGUUUCGGCUGCUUGAUGGCGCGCAUCCUGAAAGGUUAAUCAAUACGAAAAUGUCCAUAUUUUUUAUGUUGACAUCUUUCCAAAUUACGCUGCUGGAAAAUGUCCUCUUCGAACUAGGGUAGCACGUCCACCAAGAUUUGUUUUGUCGUCUAGUCAAUGUAUACUAUUUCAUCAGGACUUCGAUGAUUAACUACAGUUCAAGUGAACCCACCCCACGUGCCAAACGAAAUCAAAAAUUUCCUUCACAAACGACUGACACAAACAGUCGCCAUUUGAAUAGCGUUGCGUGACUAGACGCUUCCAUUCUGGCAGUGAAAAGGAAAGAAAACUUCUGCACCAGCUACCAAACUGCAGACCUCACUCCCAGGAAGAGAACUGAAGGUGGCGACCCAGAACCUGCUCCCCUCGACCACAAACUAUUUCGAUGCUUCCGAACCGGGGCGGGGAGCCGGCAUGAAGGCUAUACCUAGCUGAAGUUAACCGGUUUCAACAAUCCACCAACCAAGUGCCCAAGAGUAGUGGCGUCAUUCGGCUUACGGUAUCCAUUGGAAUGUGACGUCACCACUAUUGCCGAAGGAUUGUUGAGCGGCCAGAGAGACGAGUGUCUCGCAACACUAUGGGCCGGUGACGGCGCGCUCGAGCUGCGGUGAUGAGUCAUAGGAUUCGACCUUCAGCAGGCGAGGCUCCGUUUUUACCGGAGGUGCUGGUGGUCGGGAUGAUACUGUAGGAACGUGAUAAUAGUGUAAUAACUAAUAAUUCGUGUCGAUGAGGGAAAAGUAAGGAACUGAUGGCAGAUGAACAUUAGCAGUCAUUAUCACGAAUGAAAUAAAUUAAUGAGCCAAGAGGAGGGGUAUGAGUUUCAACAUUUGUUGUGAUAUCACCCUGAAGUCAUCAAAAAUUCAACAACCUCGCUCUGUCUCUGCGAUCAUACCGGUUCCGUUGCGUUUCGUCUGCAUUCGAAUCGAAACAACGCAAAACCUUGACUGAUAUUCGCAUAUGUUGAUCCAACAGUGUAGUCUAGUCAAUGGUUAUCGUUUCAUAUUCGUGUACAGAAGAUCAUGGAUUUUAAGCCAUCACAAAAAAAAAAGAAACGUGUUGAAAAGCCGUUCCCCUUCCUUCAAACUUCACAGCACAGUUGCAAUCUAACAUAUCCUACCUAAAGGUUAAGCAACCAGUAAACUGUGCGGAAUCAUCUUCAGAGUUAUCAGUCCAUCCUAUUACCUUACGACAUUCACGCACAAACCGAAAACCCUGUGCCAUACGACCGUUUCUCAAAAACACUCAGACAACCCACCAUGAACGUGUGCAGACGCAGAGGACUCAACGGUCUUUCGUGGGAAAUUGAAAUCAUCCUUUUUUCCUCUUUCCCACAUUUACCUGUAACCUGACGUAUUCAUCCUGAAAUAUUUCUUUUACGAAUUCUUUCACAAAAUUCACCAAGGAAUCAAUCGGAAAUUCCAUUAAACAUUUCUUCAAAAAAUACUUAAAGGAUCAUUUAAAAAAAAAAUUAAAAGAAUUUUUUGGUUUUCUAAACGGUUCGCAAUGAUUUUUUCAAAACAAUCUCCAGAAACAUCUUCAGAAAUUCCUCCAGUGAUUCCUUUGAAAACUCGUUCAGAAAUUCUGUAAGAAAUUCUUCCAGGAAUUCUUUCUGGGAUUUCUCUGAGAACUCUGCUAAGAAUAGUUCCAGAGAUUUCUUUAGAAAACCCAUAGAAUCAUUUACGAUUUCCUCUGAAGUUUCGUUAAUAAUUAUCCAGAAACCAAGAAUUAAAAAUUUGAUAACUCUUUUCUAAAUCCAUAGAUUCCUUUCAAAAUUGUUUAACCCUCGAGCGAUCGCGCUGUUGUAUUUUGUAAAACACGUGAAAAAAAAUCACGCUUUUUGUAUUCAGCAUUAGCGUGGUGCUGACGGUGGUGGCCAACCGUGCGAGUAACGGAUGGUUAAUGGAUUUUUUUGAGAAAAUCUUCCACUUUUAGUUAGUUUUUCAGGGAUUCUUUUAUAAAAUCACCUAUGCAUUGCUAUAGAAAAUAUUCCAAAGUUCCGUGGAUUACCUCGGAUUUUUCUUCCAGUCAUUUCUUUUGGAAAAUCAAAAAAUCUGCAUUCCUUUAGACCAUAGUUUCCCAAACUUUUCGAGUGGCGACUCCCGUUCCUACCGGAAGAACUUCUCGAGAAAACCCUUUAUUCAACAGGGAUUGAAGAACUGGAAGUUGGAAUAUUUUCAUUAAGAUAUUACAUUGUUCGUUGGAUUCUUUUAGGCUGUACUAACGGAACUAACUAAAUACGGAGCUCACUUCUUUGUUUUUUCUCUAAUGUUUACGUAAAAUCUCGCCAAUUUCGAAACAAAAUUAUAAAAAAAAUUAAUGGAUCUUGAAAGUUCCUACGAUUUAAAUAUUAAAGAAAACUAAUCAUAUUAACUUUUGUACUCAAUAUGAUAAUUAGUAAAACUUUUGGAAAUGUAAGCAUAAGAUAAUGAACUUCAUGCAAAAAUAAGUCAAAUCACCGUAAUAUAUUAUUUAUUCUUGUGAGAUAGAUAUACAAGCUUUGCUUUCGUCAUGAAACGAUAUACUCAUGAGGCUUAGAAGUCUUUUCUCACUUUCAACAAACACAACUUCACAGUAUUUUCUGUACCAAAAACAAAAAACAUUUUCUACCGGGGAAAAAAAUCAGGAGAUACUUUGAUCCACUCUCUACAUGUGUGCGAAAACCGAUUUUGAAAAUAUUGCUUCAUAAUUUAUUGAAAAAAUAAAUUGAGGAAAUGCAACCAGUUUCGCCUUAAGAAAUUCUUUAGAAAUUUCACUCAGAAUUCGUUUAGCAUGUACUUCAUGGACUCUUCCUGAAAUCCUACCUAGAAUUACUUCAAAAACUCUUCUGAGGUGUCUUUUAGAAAAUCUUUUUGAAGGUAUCAGAAGUUUCUCCAGGGAUCCAGAAGUUUUAUAUUUUUUUAUUAUUGAGAUUUUUAGACCCAGGCUAGUUCAUCAGAAGUUCUAUUAUAGAUUAUUUCAGAAAUUCUUUCUGCCAGUUGAUUUUUACCGACAAUUUUCCGGUGGUUUCUUUAGUCAGGUAUUUCUUUACGAGCUCCUCAAGAGAUUUAAUCUGGAAAUUCUCCAGGGAUCUCAUUGAAAAUAUCCGCGAGAAUGUCUCUAGGAAUUACGUUAGGGAUUCAUCCAGAAAAUCCAGCAAGAAUUCCUCCAGGGACUCUUGCAUUAUUAUUAUAAGUGAUUCUAGCAGGAAUUUCACGGAUUCAUAAACUUCCCUAGACGUAUUUUUCUACAUUUUUACAGCACAGGAAAUUCAUGAGGAGGUAUAAUUUUUUAUUUAAUUUCUCUAACAUUGUUUAAAAAAAGUUCUCCUGGUACUCUAUUUCAUAUUUUUUGCAGGAACUCAAUACAUUUUCUUGGAGAAUUUUCCCCUGGUAUUCCUCAAAGAUUUUUAUCGGGAAUUCCUCCUGAAAUUUCUACGGGACUUCUCCUGGGAUUUCUUAAAAACCUUCAGAGAUUAUUUAAGUAAUUCUUCCAUGGAUCCCUUCAAACAAUUUUUUACGGAUAUCUCCAGAUACUUUUUCAUUAUUUUAAGGAUUUACACAAAUUUCAGCCUGGGAUUUCUUCAAAAGUUGUUCAUUCAGGAUUUCGUACAGGUAUUUUUUCAGGAACUUCUCCAGAGAUUUUCUUGGGAAUACUACUCCAAGGAUUUCAGAAUAUCCGCAGGAAUGUCUCCAGGAAUUACUUCAGGGAUUCAUCCAGAAAAUCUAGAACGAUUUUUCCAAGGAUUUUGGCAUUAUUACUCUCAGUGAUUCUAGCAGAGAUUUCUUUAGAAAUUUCUGCAGAAAUUCAUACUGCGUUCUUUCAGGAGCUCCAUUAGUAUUCCUCCGUAUAUUUCCCAAUAAAUUACACUAAUAUUCUCCAAGGUUACGUCUAGGAUUGUUCCCACAGAUUCGGAAAUUUCUCCUGAAAUAUUUUCCGCGAAUUUCUACAGCAAUUUCAUUGGGAAUUUCUCAAAAAAAAUAGAUUUUUCAAAUUACCACAAGAUUUUUUUUAAGAAAAUCCUCUAGAUACUCUAGAUACAUUCAAUGAUCUCUCCACCAAAAAGUUUCCCCUGGUAUCCCCCCAAGAUUUUAUUCGGAUACUUCUCCUGGGAUCUCUUCAAAAACACUUUCAGGGAAUUUUCCAAAACAAAUUCCUCUAUGGGUUCCUUUUGAAAUUUCUUCACGAUUUUUUCCAUAAAUUUUCCAUAAAGACUCUGUCUAUAUUUUAAAGGUUUCUUUGGGAACUUCAGCCAGAUAUUUCUUCGAAAGUUCUUCCAUGGUUGUUUUUGCAUAAAAUUCCAUAUUGAAAGUCAUGCGUAAAUUCCACCAGGAAUAUUGUGAGAAGUUCCCACAUGAACCAUUGUAGUAAUUUCCCAAAGUAUUCCUAGUGAAUUUUGAAGUGCAAUUUUAUAAAAAAAAACAUGGAAGAACUUUUGAAGAAACCCCUGGCUGAAAUUCCUAAAGAAUUCCUUAAAAUAUUGUAACAGUCCCUGAAGAUAUUUAUGGAGAAGUCCUUGAAGAAAUUUCAGGAGGAAUCCAUUUGAACUUGCUCCUGGGAUACCGUCAGAAAUAUCAAAGAAUUCUUCAGAGAUUUUUGCAGCAAUUCUUCUAGAAAUUGCCCUAAAUAUUACUGGGGGACUUUUUAUUUUUUAAUGAAAACCCAUCAAUGAUUUUUAGAAAGAAUCACUGAAAGAACUACAGAAGAUACCUGUGGAGAUUUCUAGAAUUACUUUUUGAAAAAAUCUGAGAGGAUUCUUGAACUUAAAACCCUCGAUGUCAUUUCUGAAGUAAUCCGUGGAGGAAUACUUGGAAUAAUCCUUGGAGGAACACCUAAAGCAAUUCCCUGAGAUGUCUCUGAAGAAAUUCCUAAAAUAAUUUUAUGGUAAACUUCCUACCGACAUCCUUGAGGAGUUUCUGAAGAAAUCCCUGGUGAAAUUUAUUAGGACAUAUCUGAAAAAAAAAACUCCGGGAGAUACCUCAGGAGAAAUGCUUUGAAGAAUUUAUUGUACAAUUUCUCAAAAUAUGAGAAAAAGUACUGAUGAAAUUUUUGAAACCCAAAGUCCUGGAGAAAUUCUUCAAGAAAUAACUGCAGAAAUUUCUGAAGGAAAGGAUUUUUUUGUAAUAAUUUCUAAAAGAAUACAUAGAGGAACGGAAGAAACCUCUUCAGGUACUUCCAGAAUAAUUUCUUGAAAUCAUCCUUGAAAAAUUCCAAGGAAUGAAGCCUUGGAAAAAUCUUGAAGGAUCACCGGACAAUAAUUCCCGAACAAGUCCUGAAAUGGAUUGAUAAAGUAGUCCUUGGAGGAAUACCUGGAGCAAAUUUUGGAGAAAUCCCUUGAGAAUCUAUUCGAUGUUUUUUUUUUUGAGAAUCUUCUAGAGAAAUUUCUGGAGUAAUUCUAAGGAGUCAUUGAAAAACUUAUUUAAGCAGAAAUGCCUGAGGAAAUCUCUGGAGUAAAUCUUUAUGGUAUCUCAGGAGAAUACAUGGGGGAAUAACUCAAUGAACCUCUGGAGUAAUUUCUGAAACAGUAUGUACCUGCAAAAAAAUCUGUUGCAGAUUUCUCAGAAAAAAUCCUGGAAAAUAUAAAUAUCAUCCUGCAAGCAACUGUAAAUAAAUGUCUGCCAGAACAACUAUUUUAAGGGAAUCUCUGGAGGAAUACCUAGAAGCAUUCCUUAGGAAACCUCUAGAGAAAUUCCAACAAAAAUUUCUAGAGCAAUUUCUGGAGAAAUCUGUAAGAAAAAUAGCCGGAGGAUAUUGUUAUAAUAUCCCUGGAAGAAUAUCUUCAGAAAUUUCUGCACGAUUUUCUGCACGAAUUUUUGAAGGAAUAUGGUAAAAAAUUCUGAAAGAAUUCUUGAAGGUAGGUUCCAAGAAGAAUAUUUUAGGAAGUUUCAUGGAAAAUUCCUAAAAAAAUGGCAAGAGAAUCUCCCAGAAGAAUUCCUGAGAAUCCCUGGAGAAAUUUUUCAGGAUAGUAUAGUAAUUUCAGUACCAAUAUAGUAAUAGCAGGUGAAUUUUUGGAAAAAAAAAUUAGUCUUCUUCUUGGAAUAAAUCGAUAUUUUCAUCUAAUGUUGUAAAUAAUUUUCACAGUUAACACCAGAAAGGUAAAUAGUGUUCAAAAAUAAGUGGAAGAAUUGGAUACAGGAACCACGAAAAAAGCUACGAAAUCACUUAUUCCAUCAUCAUCAUUGACAUUUAGUCAAGUGGUUAAGGCUAUGGAUCGCGAAUCUGGAGACGGCGGUUUCGAUUCCCGUUUCGGUCGGGAAAACUUUCUCGACUCCCUGGGUAGGGAAUCGCGCCACUUGGGCGGUGGCUUCUAUAUUCGUCUGUUUUCCACUAUAACUCAUUCAAAUUUGAACCAAAUGACACAACUUUUGGAAUGUGAUGAGAUAGGUAUAGUAUCUACUCGUGUACAACAUUUCAAGUCAAUUGGUUCAAAAUUGACUGAGUUAUAGUGGAAAACAGACGAAUAUAGAAGCCACCGCCCAAGUGGCGCGAUACCCUAUACUGUAUCAUUGUCCUUGCCUCACAAUAUACAAAUUCAUGCAAUGGCAGGCAAUGAAAGCCCUUCAAUUAAUAACUGUAGAAGUGCUGAAAGAACACUAUGUUGAAGCGUGGCAGGCCAAGUCCCAGUGGGGACGUAGAGCCAUAAAGAAGAAGAAGAAGAUCCAUGACAGUGUUGAUGAACUACACUAUAAGAUGAUCGACAAUAUCGAUUUACCUCUGAAGAAGACCAACUGAGUGGCCGAAACGUUGGUAAAAUCAAAUGGUAUCGUUAAAUUUCUUAGAGACUGCAUAACCAUUGCAUAGCGGAAUGUUGACGAAGUCAAUCGGAGGUUUCUGGACGAAUUAGCGAGUAUUUAAAAAAAUGUUAUUAGCAUUACUAUCUUUAUUUACGAGAUUUUCAGCCAUAGACUUAGACAGUUUGUCUUUUAAAUUAAUUGUGAAAGAUUUAAAAUUUGGAAUGUGAAUUUUCGCAAACAUUUUCGAAGAAUUUUUGCUUUUUUUUAAGAAUUGUCAAUGGUUUCAAAAACAAUUAUUUGAUAUUUUUUUGUAGGUUUUCCGAUUCCUAUUCAGAUUCUUUUAUAAUAAAAAAAUAAAUUCACAAUAAGAAAUACUGAAAAGGAAAUAAUAAAAAUACGAAAAUCGUUACGAUAAAAAGAUUUUAAAAUGUUGAUAAAUUUGUUGCAUUUUUCGACGUUUUGUAUGGCUUUUUUGAUGAAUUAUUCAUAAAAAAAAAAUAUUCAUGCAUGUUUUUGAAAAGAUAGUGGAAAAUAUUGGUGUUUAAUAAUUCUUCCAUCUGUAUGUCUUUACCUAAAGUUAAUAUUUUUUCAAUUUUAUAUUUUUGCCAUUCAUUAGGAGAAUCCCUUUGUAUGGUUUAAAGUUCAUGACGAUUGCUGAGAAUAAGCUUAGCAGUUUUGAGUUCCUGAAAAAAAAAUAAAAAAAUUUACGAAUGUGAGUCAAAGCUCUAUGUGAAUUUUUUCAUGGAUUUUCAAAGUAUAUUUCAACAAACCCGGUCAAAGAAGUCAGAAAUUUCAUGGUAAAUUUGUUUGUUUUUACAUGAGAAAUUCGUCUGAAUCUUUUAUUAGUAUCUCAGAAGUUUCUUUGCGAUUUCCAUUCAAAAUUCCAUUUGAUGUUCCUCAGUACGUUCUUUCUGUGUCGUAACUCUAAGGAAUGUUUCAAUGAUCAGCGCUAAAUAUCCGCCAAAAUUAUUUAAAAAAAAACUCUUCCGAGAAUUCCCGUAAUAAUUUCCUACUUGUUUGCUGUUUUAGAAAAUAAAUAAAAUUAAAAGAAUAAUAAUAAACAUGAGCAAUAUCAACAAUUAUCAUUUUUAAUAUUGCGCAUUCAGUUCGCCACUUUUUAAUAUUGCGCAUUCACUGCGCACUCAGUCUUCAUAAGUGCGAAAACGUUAAUAAAAGUGCGCGAUUGAAUCAAAUCCAGUUGAUGUCUUCGGCGCACUAUUUUUUUUUUUUUUUUUGAUAUAUGCUGAACAGGGAUGGGAACACUCACUUGUGAAGAGUUACAUUCACUUGCUAUUUUGUCAGCUCAGAAUCGUGCAAUCAAGAAACGAUGCAUGAACGACUUUUGCCUUGUGAUUUUGUCUUAAAUUUUGCCAAAUAGAGUGGGGAUCGCACACGCAUACCAAAGUCGUGACAGAGCUGUGAAAGUGACUCUCCACGAAGUGAGUGUAAUUCACAUUCACCUCGUGGAGAGUUGCCUUCGCUGCUCUCUGACGACUUCGGUAUGCGUAUGCGACCCCUACUUUAUUCGGCAAACUUUUAGACAAAAUCACAAGGCAAAAGUCGUUCAUAUAUCGUUUCUUGAUUGCACGCUUCUGAACUGAGAAAAUAGCAAGUAAGUAUAACUCUUUGCAAGUGAGUGUUCCCAUCCUUGAUGCUGAAUAAGUGCUCCGAACACACUGAGUUGAUUUGUAGCAAUCGCGCACUUUUAUUUAAGUUUCCGCACUCUUAAGAACUCGUGCGAUAGUCCAGUGGUGAACUAAAUGCUUCAUAGAUGAAUGGCAAAUUGUGAAAUGAAACUGUUAUCGGACGAUGGAACCAAUCAAAUAAAGAUUAUCAGCCGUACGUGCAUCCGCAAUUCUGUUUUUGUGUCAUUGUUUUUGAUGAUUAUUAUUCCUCUCCCCCAUGAACUCGAUUCGAACUGGAAAUAUCCGAAAUUUGGUUCCAAAACAAAACAACGAAAAAAAAAAUCGAAUAUAGCAGUUUUUUUUUGCAAAUACAUUAACAGAUGUUUUACAUUGGUGUCACACUACAUAAUCAGCAUUUAUUCACAAGAAAGUCCACUGACAUACAGAAUUUCACAAUAAACUUUUCCAAUAAUUUCACAAACCUGGGGUAAUCCUUGGGUACCAAGGGUUGUUAGGUAUUCAAUUAGACAGAAAUUAGGUGUUGAAAUAUACGAAUUCAACGCAAAUGAAUCACUCACGGAAUAAUCGCGAUCGUUCCAGAUACACUGCUGCAAUCACAACAAUAAACAAUUCUGAUUUUGCUUCGCUAAUGUCAUUCUAGUUACGCCCACCCUAAACUUGCAUACAACUCUUGUUGGAUGUUGGAGGAGUAGUACAAAUGUUAUUGAUUAACCAACACCUAAGCCAACACCACAUACGUAUCGGUAGCAGUGCUGCCAGAUUAACUGAAAUACUCAAAUAAAAAUUUUACGAAUUUAUGUUUAUCAUCGAUUAUGGAACAUGACGGGUUGUAACGAAACAACAAGUGAAAUAUUGGAAUUAAUUAAUCUCAAAAUCCGUGGGAGACGGUGUUUUGAAUGGCAAUGGGCCUAUAACGCUUCCAAUGCAGCGUUCAAAACAUAGUUUUCCACGGGCUUUCAGAUUCAUACAUUAGGUAUGUGAGAACCCUAUUCUCGUUGAGGUAGGUGUAGGAAUUUUGAUUAUCAUAGAAAAAAACAACCUGAUCCCGUUCUUUAGUCGCUUGUCUAAAAAUAGGCCCACAAUAGAAUUUAGAUUUCCAAAGCGCUUGUUUUGGUCAUUUCUCGUUCUACCAACAAGCUCACCCAACCAUAAAGCGGAGAUCAUCAGCAUCGUGCGAUUUUCGACCGUCUUCCACCAUAAACACAAUGUAUUCCACCACACAGCCCGGAUCCAGCCCGGACGGAGACUCUUACAAUUGAUCUUAAUUAGAGCUUGUGUCACGAUUCAUAAUUUCGAAACUUGUACGAAUGCCACCCACCCACGCUUCCAUUCGGCUCGGUUCGGUUUACUUCCUCCGACCGGGCGGCGGCGAGCGGAAUUGAGAUGAUCGUAGAGAAGCACGUUUC